AUGGUUGCCCUAAAGCUUUUCUUUUCAUUUGUGAUGUUCAUAGCUCUUUCAGUUUCAUCCACGGCAGCCAAGAGGCAUAUACAUAUGGGUACUCAAAGGAUUGACUCAAACUGGUACGAUGCACAUGCAACAUUUUAUGGUGAUAUGACUGGUGGUGAAACCAUGCUGGGAGCUUGCGGAUAUGGUGAUCUAUUCAAGCAAGGGUAUGGACUCGAGACGACGGCACUGAGCACAGCGUUGUUCAACAACGGCCUGACCUGCGGAGCUUGUUUCGAGAUCAAGUGUCACAAUGACCCUCAAUGGUGUUAUCCACAUGCCGGCUCUAUCAAGGUGACCGCAACCAAUUUUUGCCCUCCGAAUUACACGAAACCGGACGGGAAUUGGUGCAAUCCGCCAUUGAAGCACUUUGAUCUGUCAAUGCCAAUGUUCACCAAACUGACGGUAUAUAAAGCCGGGAUCAUCCCCGUCAAUUAUCGACGUGUUUUGUGCCAUAAGAAAGGUGGGGUUCAAUUCCAGAUUAAGGGAAACCCUUGGUGGACUCUGGUGCUGUUGUACAAUGUUGGUGGCGCUGGUGAUAUCAAGGAUGUUAAAAUCAAGGGUUCGAGGACCCGAUCGUGGUGGUCGAUGAGCCGCAAUUGGGGUGUGAAUUGGCAGACCGGAAUGAACUUAAGAGGGCAAAGCUUGUCGUUUCGAGUGACGACCGGUGACGGAAAAAUGAUCGAGUUUCAUAAUGUUGCACCGGCUAAUUGGCAAUUUUAUCAAAUAUUUGAUGGCAAAUUAAACUUCUAG
Messenger RNA from Hibiscus syriacus, 789 nucleotides. Its product is annotated as expansin-A23-like. Lineage: Eukaryota; Viridiplantae; Streptophyta; Magnoliopsida; Malvales; Malvaceae. Gene Ontology annotation, cellular component: extracellular region. The transcript is spliced from 2 exons. Gene Ontology annotation, biological process: plant-type cell wall organization. The record is from RefSeq and is a predicted model, not a curated record. The coding region runs from base 1 to 789 and encodes 262 amino acids.